AGUAUACCCGGUGAUGGCGAUGAUGUGGUAGUGCGUGAUUUGAGAAUAAAAUAAAGCUCCCAGCAAUUGGAACUACAGGUUGGCAGCUAAACAUCACCCACUGGAGUCGUAAUUAGUGCGAGGAAAGCUAAGUUCAUUUGCCACUCGGGUGCAAUAUACUACUUUGCUUAUUAUCUUUCCCCGUUUGUCGAUGACUCAGUAAAAAAAGAGACGAAGACACACGCCCCAGCAUCAGCAGCUGCGGUUGUCAGGAUGGUGCUGAAACUUGAACUGCUGAGUCCAUCGAAUCUUCCCACGACCGCAGGCGCAAAAGCAGUGGAAGAACGCUAGACGUUGAAGCACAUCCAAUAUUAGUGGGAACGUUUUGCAUCUUGCAGCACGUAGCAAAACGGACGGCGUAUGCCAAAUGAACAUUGUUCGAAUUGUUGUGCAUGAGUGCUGACGAGAACGGCUUCAUCCAUCACUGCACACAUUCCGAAGCAUCCUGCUGCACCAAAGAGGGUGUGAGAGAUACCGCAAAUGCAUCUACAACUGUCAGGGUGCAUCGCAGGAUUCAGUGUACCACAGUGAGCCUUUGGGGGAACAGGUUUAAGCAACGCAAUAUCAUUCAUCAGUGCGGUCGUCAUGAAUAAAUCAUUGCAACGAAUUACCUUCCUUCGGACAUCCGAGCGCCGAGAUGGAGCGGACCGGCCAACAGUAUGGCCGGGUUGCGUACUGCCCGUACAGUGACUCCAGCUCGUCGGAGCUGCAAUCUUACGUGCGUCCGUUCGACACGGUACGAGCAUUGCACGAAACAGUCGUGUCUCUGCGUACGGCUCUCGAGGAGUCACGCCGUGAAGUAGAUCAGCUACGGCAGCAGAUAACCGUUCGGGAAACGGUUGAGCAAGGAAGAAUCAGUGCCGGAUUUAGGGGCAUCGAGCUGUCUGACGGCCAAAGAAAACAACAGUCAACUCAUGGUGUUGAAAUACCAUCCACAUCAGGGAUUUUGAAGCCGCCAGCAAAUUUUAAUGCUAGUCGUGAAUCAUGUGAAGAUAUCUCAACAACUGCUGUGGAGGAUAAAAAAUCAAAAAAAUUAAAGAAACGUAAAGUUAAAGCACAUCCAACAUCAAUAGAUGAGAGCUGCUCGAGUCCACUGAUCGUAGAAGAAGAGGUCAAAAGGAUAGAAGAUCCAGUGCGAUCGAAAAAGACAUCGCCCAAAGAUGUUAGCUCUGCCGCACAUCAGAAAGUGUCCGUAGUUCCCGACAUACAGAUAGUUUCGCACCCUGGUGGUGGGCCACAUUCUGCCAUGGCGUCACGAAUAGAUGUAAAGAUCAAGGUGUCUUCUAACAUCAACAUGGACGGCAGCAGUUCCGAAGCAGAAAGUUCUGAAUGUCAGAAAGAUUCUCCAACAACGCCCGAUGCCGCAGCAGACCAUACGCCAGAUGACGAGGAAAAAACGAUUGCAGAACCCGUCGAACGUGGAGCGGAUGAUGAUGUGACGGUACGUGAGCAAGUACUGAAGGCGGAUGGUGCAGAGAACUUGCGUGUGAGCGUCGUAAAUGAGGAACACUUGAGUGUGAGCAAAAGUUCGGAAGCGAUCAGCAUAAAGCAGAUAUCGUCGGAGAACUUGCAUGUGGAUACGGAUCGUCAAUCGACGACCUCCAUCUCGGAGGGAGAUAAUUCGGUAUUUGCGGAAGAUCCUGCUACAACCCAGCCGGAAGGGGAGUCACACGGAACUGGACCCAUUACGGGUAGUUACACGUUGGCUGACCCCUCCAGUGAUCCUCGGCGGAGAAUUAAGAAAAGUGAGUCGGAAAACCAAGAGGAAGUGGACGAUAUCGAAUUGAUUUUCUCGUCGGAUGAUAAUGCGAAAGACAUCACGCAGGAAGACCUAGUGUCGAUAUCGGAUUACGAACCAUGGCACGAGGCGGGUCAGUCGGGUACUCCGGUACUAGUGAGCUUCACUAAUUUGGGGUCUGAUGCAGACAAGCUGAGCUCACUCGAGCGCAGUGAAAGCGAGCCGGUCGAAGGCUAUGAGCUAGAGAAGGGUAAAAGUCUCGAAAGUCAAGACUCACUCAGCAUGGACAAUAAGAAGAAAAGCAUGGACUUUAGCACAAAGUCGUCCAGUUUGGAGAAGGACUCGAGUAUGGACUAUGGCGCGUCCGGUGGUACUGUAAUUCCCGCACUGUGUCGUGCAUCUAGCAGCCAGGAUGACGAUGGUAAGCAGAGCGAUAGUUUCGAUGUCGCUGGUUCGAAUCCUCUGAUGGCCGCAGGUGCACUGGGCCGCCGUUGGACUAACUACAAUGUGCUGAUCGAAACGGACAUCUCCAAGUGUGGCAUCACGGAGGAGAACAUUUUGGAGAUGGGUCGUCGCAACACUUGCCCAAAUCCUCCCGCCUAUCGUCCCAUCAUUCAUCCCGGCAGUCGUAUGCAAUCGACCGGUGCUAGCACCAAUCGGAGCCCGCUAGCAGUGAAGUUCUCCCGUUCGCCACGCACCUACUCACCGCAUCAGUAUCUGCCACCGGGGAAAACACUCCGUACCGUGAUAGCGGCUGAAAGUGGCGUUCGGGGAGUGACCGGUGACGAGGUUAAGCGCUCCCAGGCAGCACAAACCGAUAUAUCUGCCCUGGCCCAACAAUGGCGCUCCGAAACCCACCUGACCGGUUCCGAGUACGUGCCGGGGCUGUAUACACUACCGUCGAAGUUCGUUCCACCGACACCCGGUGGAAAAGGUAAAUUCCCACUCAGACCGUCGGAUAAGACGCAGGAAGCGCGCCGGGUGCUGUUGAGCGAUAUUAACUUUACCAGCAUGGUACCGGAGCUGUCCCGAUCGGCCGAUCACCUCUGUCAGCAUCAGCAGGACGAGAACGGCGACCCGAACCGGUCGCCCAACUACUGCAAGGGAAACCUGCUAAGAACACCGGAAGCCACCAAAGGCAUUCCACCCAGCUUCAGCAUGACAUCGCCGGGUGUAUCGCAGUGGACGGUAAACGAGAGCAGCAUUGCCACCCAAACCACCCAAACGGACGCACUGUGGACGAAUCGGGGUGAUUCGUUCGACUCGUCGAAAAGCUACUCGGCCGGUUCGCGCUAUUCCACGCUCAGCAAGCACCAUCGCUCGCGUAGUGUGCCCUCGAUGCGCUGUGCCAUCUGUCGGCAAACACACCAAAACACUGCGCUGAGACCAUCGGAAAGCAUGCACUAUACACCGCGCGUCACCUUUCAGGAGCAGCCGGUACACAAAAUCCGCGGUUCACUGCCCGACUUGCGGCACGAUUGCAACUGUCCGCGCCGGUACGGUGGUCCAUCGCUGUACAGGAUCCAUGGUGAUUCGGGCGGAUCGACGGACAGCUUGCUGGAGGAGGCGGAAGAAUUCCUUCGCCGGUCGCUCGAGGGUGGCAAUAUGCUUGCGAUGGAAGAUUCGCUCGGCCAGCUUGACGUCGGUGUACCGCCACCGGCAACGGCUGGACUAUUGCCACACGUAACCUUUCAUGCUGGACAUGCAGGCCACGCACAUCCAUCGCUGCAUCAUCCAACCGCAAAACACCGACGGUGCUCGGAAAAUGACAUUCAGAGGGACUACAUUCCCUCCAAGCAAGCGCUACCAUUUUUGCCAAAAACGCCCAAAUGUCUCAAGCCGGGCCAUCUGGCGAAGGUUAUCUCACCCAACGGGCGCGUCAUAGUCGGCCGGGUACGGUACAUUGGUCCCGUAGCCGGGACGGACACCGACGACACAUACGUUGGGCUGCAGUUGCCGAACAAUUUGGGCGACUGUGAUGGCACUAUCGACGGGAAGCGAUUUUUCGAGUGUGAACCACUGCACGGUAUCUUCGUGCCGUUUAAGAAGGUCGUCAUGGCAUGGAACUCAUAAAACUAAAACACAUCUACGCAAAGGAUCAUCGUGUGUGGACCGAAUAGGCUUGCAUAUGCGCUUGAGUGGACGAAAAGAUGAAAGCUAACAACAUGAUGAAGAUUAGCGAACCAACAACAGUAGACGAAAGGAAACGAACAGGAACGCACCGUUGUGAUACAGGGAAAACGAAAUGAUUGAUUGUUUGCCGACUGGGCAAAAGCAGGAUCGAUGAAAAUGAUGUCAGGAACACAAUUAUUAAAAAUAUGCUCUGGAAGGACUACGCGAGUGAAGAACACGGUAGACUACUGAUAAAAUGGAGAUAAAUGAUAGUAAAAGAUCAAUGUUAUUACACCGAACAACGCUGAAAAUAUUUGACGAGGCGCGUUAGUAAAAGGAGAUCAAUUUUCCUGGAAGAAAACGAUUGUUAAACUCACUACAGUUGCGUAGUGAUGUUACAUUUAUGUGUGACUACUUUAAAAAGGAGUAGGAAAAGUUGAAGCACAGAAAAUCAUACAAAAAGCAGCAACUUCCGAUCUAAAUGUAGUGGUGAUGUUAAGCGACCUUAGUACAUUAAAGCCUCCUUUCUCAACAGACACUUAGUAGCUGUGCCGUGCUAUCGGAUUAGAACAAUAGAAUGUGUUCUAUUUUUGAUAUCGGUGUUUGUAGUACCCUUCACCCCAUACGACGAUAGGAUGCAAUCUCCACAAAGCUCAAACCAUUGUUGUUAUCCCGUUUAUAUGUGUGUACAUGUGAGUUCGCAUGUUAAGCGAACCUUUUGGGAAAUUUGGUAAGAGAUGUAAAACAUAAGAUUCAAGUCGCAAGGUUUCGAUCAGGUGAGAAUUCAUUGCGAAGAGUGCAGAAAAAAAGGAAAAGAAAAUAUUGGCAAAAUAUUUGUAACUAUUUAUAUAACAUGUUGAUACAGUAUUAUACUCUGUACAAUUUUCUAUUAAUGCCGUUUGAUACGAAACAUUAAACAUUGUAUUGCAAAGAGUUAUUUUUUUAUUAUGUGUAAAAUCAGUUUUUAAAUCUUUAUUUGUAAUAUUGUUCUAGAUUGAUUUAUUGAGGUUUUUGAAUUUUUUGAAAAGGAAAAUUCACUAUCAAAAUGAUAAUAGUGAAAUAUAUCAAAUAUUUGUGUGCAAUACAUGCCUGAAACGAAUGCAAACAAGCAUUCCCUAGUCAGUUGUUCCAAAUAAUGAGUUCAAGUAAAAAAAAGUAGCCUAACUGAGAACAUGAUGGAAUGAAAAUAUCCCAAAUAUUCUAAAUAGUGAAACAAAACAAUGUUGCUCUCGAAUAUGAAAGGCAAAAAACAAAACUAUGAAUGCUUUUGUUGGAAAUAAUAAUAGAAAAGUAUACACAUUUAAAUGCCGUUGAACGAUUUCACCGCACUACACCAAUUGCGGUCGCCCCGUUUGUAGGUUACAGUAGUAGCAGCACAGUAUUUGAGAACGGAGGACAGUCAAUCUUUUAUUAGAAUGUUGCGACCGGUUAAAAUAAUGCGACGUAUUGACUCAUUUUAACAAACAUACAAACUAACAAAGGCGAUUAUGUGACGAUAAAUGUGUAUAUGCAUAUGAUUGUUGAAUGUGUUACACCUUUGCAGUAGAGUCGCAAACCCAUUGCUAAAUAUAUACAGUGCAACACAGCAAGUUUACUGAUGUUUAUGAGCCACAAUCGUAACAGUACGACAUUCCGUAAAGAGAUGCUAUACAUAUACACAUAUAUAUUUACGUGUAGCAAAGGAAUAAAUGUAUGUAUUCUCAGCUAUUAUUACGCCUCCAACCGCAUGAAGCAGACUAUGGGUAAACCAAUAUAUAAAUUGCUGUAACAAAUCGUAACAGUGUAACAAUACAAAACAAAAACAUCGUAACAAAUAAAUGAACAGAUGCAACACUAUUUACUGCAUUGUGCGAAACGUCA
Molecule: messenger RNA, 5749 nt
Organism: Anopheles funestus (African malaria mosquito)
Lineage: Eukaryota; Metazoa; Arthropoda; Insecta; Diptera; Culicidae
Exons: 7
Coding region: 677-3850 (1057 amino acids)
Source: RefSeq, a predicted model, not a curated record